Pseudozyma flocculosa PF-1 is the source of this 699-nucleotide messenger RNA. RefSeq lists its product as uncharacterized. The record is from RefSeq and is a predicted model, not a curated record. Gene Ontology annotation, cellular component: endosome. Bases 1 to 699 code for a protein of 232 amino acids. The transcript is spliced from 2 exons. NCBI's taxonomy places the organism in Eukaryota, Fungi, Basidiomycota, Ustilaginomycetes, Ustilaginales, Ustilaginaceae. Gene Ontology annotation, biological process: vacuolar transport.
AUGGCGUCAGCAGCGCCGUCAUCGUCGACUCCUGCGGCAAAGGCAGAAGCCAAGCCGAGCAAUCUCUACAUCCAUCGUCAGGCGGGCACACCGCGCUCCUGCUUCAUCUGCUACAAGCAGACGCCCCACGUCCUCGUCUCGUCGACGGUACCCAGCCUCGACUUCUUCUACGUCUGCCUCGCCCACCUCGGCGAUACCCACUUUGCCAAGCGCGUCUCGACGCCCGCCGCGCCACCCUCGGUCGCUUCCACCUCGGUGCAGCCCGAUGCCGCCACAGUCUCGCAGGCGGACAUCGACAGGGUCAAGAAAGAGUACGACGAGAGGCAGCGCAAGUUGAAGGAGAAAAAAGAGUUCGACGCGGCCGCAGCACAGGAGUCCGACAAGAAGGGGAACAAGCCCAGCUCAAUGACCUCGUCCAUCUUCUCCACCCUCUCGUCGGCCGUGUCGAGCGUCGCUUCGGCCGCCACCUCGGCCGCCACCUCGUCGCCCUCUUCCCCUGCAUCGACAGCAGGCGCCGCCGCUACCCCUGCUGGCCCCACGUCGCCGACCCCGACAACCAACCAGUCCCCCCUCCAUAGCAAGUACGCGCUCCAUCGCGAGUUCUACAGCCAGCGGCUACGCGACUGGAACAACCGCCAGGCAAAGAUCCGCGAAAAGCAGCUCAACUUGCCUCGCGUCCCCAACGGUGCACCCUCCUGA